Molecule: messenger RNA, 1176 nt
Organism: Vanessa atalanta (red admiral)
Lineage: Eukaryota; Metazoa; Arthropoda; Insecta; Lepidoptera; Nymphalidae
Exons: 1
Coding region: 367-1065 (232 amino acids)
Source: RefSeq, a predicted model, not a curated record
UAAAGGUUCCAAAAUCAAUAAUUAUCAACUUUACAUGUUAUUUUUCGCUGAAAUAUAAACAUGAAAAUGUACGUAUUCUAGAAAAUAAACCUAUCAAUUUGGAAUAAGGAUACCAAAUUCGAUAUUUUAAUUUUUUAGGUUAGAAUUACGUCAAUAAUGUCAUGCAUGGAUUGCAUGGUUUAUGCAUCAGACUACUGAUCACUAUUCAUAUUUCAAUGAAUGUCUAGGUUAAACAAGAUAAAUUUCGAUUAGAUUCUCUAAGAUAUUAUACUAGUUAAAAAACAAAGAUAUUUUGCAUAUUAUAUCAUAGUGUGUAUAGCAUAUAAUUGUAUAAUAUACGUGGUAAAUAUUUUAUAAGCAAUAAUCAUGGGAGGCAAAAAGAAACGGAACAAGAACAUAAAUAUAACUGAAAAUACAGAAGUCGAAAAUGUUAAUGAACAAAGUACUGAAAAUCAUGAUGUCAUUAGUGGAUCACAACAAGAAAACCAAGAAGAUACUGAGUUCUUAGACAAGAAAGUAAACAAGAGACCUCAUGCAGAUGAUGGUUCAGACUCAGAUUCGGAAAAGCCUAAAAAAGCAAAAAAGAAAAAGAAGAAACCACCUGUGGCUGCAGAAGAAACAUCAAAUAAAAAAGGUAAGAAGUCAAUACGUCAGUUGAAAAAGGAAAAAUAUGCUCAGCGACAAGCCGAUGCACAAGCAGUUGCUAAAGAUCAAUUGAAAUCUCAAUGUCUCAACUACCUAUCACAGUGGAAACAUGACAAACAAAAUUGGAAAUUUAUGAAAGCUAAACAAGUGUGGCUUUAUAAAAAUAAAUUUUCUACACAACUUGUACCAGAAGCAAACUGGCCAGUCUUCUUAGAAUAUUUUGAAUCAGCCACAGGAAACAUUAAGAAGAUGCUGCUUGAUGAUGCUCACAAAAUUAUAAAACAAAUGGAUGAGUGGACUGAAUCACAUCAAAAUGAAGAUGUUGAAGGUAAAGAAGAAGAAGAAACCACUUCAGUAACUAAACCUGAUGAAAACAUUUAUAAAAGAGCUCGGAGUUUAAUACAAUGUCUACAAGAAUAAAACUGCUGUUUUACUUUUGCUAAAUUUUAUUCCAACUACAUAAUUAUGAGUAACAAGAUCAAUAAUUUAUAUCAACAAAUAAUAAAAUUGUAUUAUCCAUCCCUUCGAUAA